GAGGAGAAUCACUACCACUAUGGCCUCUCCGACUUCUAUCUGGUCACGACACUCGGCAUGCUCUGUUUCUCUUUGCAUAUUCCUUGACCCUGAUGAUGAAUAAGAUGGAAGAAAAUGGCAUGCCAAGUGUUGUUAAAUUUUAGUGAAAUGUUUGUUUGCACCGGUUGUGUAGGAUGGGAAGCUGCAUAGGUAUAACCAGGGCAAGAAAUGCCUCAAUCAACGACACAUCGGAGAAUUCAUCGAGGACGAAUUCGGGUAAUUCCAGAAAAAAUCAUCUCUUGUGUCAUGAGAUAAUUAGAUGGAGAUCAGAUGUACCUUUAACCGAAGGUCAAUUGAGGAGUAAGCGAGAUGAAUUUUGGGACACUGCACCAGCCUUUGAUGGUCGUAAAGAGAUCUGGGAUGCAUUGAGAGCAGGUGCAACUGCAGCUGAAGCACAGGAUUAUCAGUUAGCACAGGCAAUAUUAGAUGGAGCUAAUAUUUCUGUUCCAAGCGGUUUCUUAACUGAAUGUUAUGAUGAGUUAGGAACUCGUUAUCAAGUACCUAUUUAUUGUUUAUCUUACCCGAUUAAUAUUGUAAAGGAAGACAGUGGGAGAGAUUCUCCUGCUGAUUGUUCAGAACCAGUUGAUGGAGGAACAGAACAAACUUUAAGACUUAGACUAUCGACUACUUUAGGAGAAGUUAAAUUACCUGUUUAUAGUAAAGAUACUAUUGGUAUUGCAAAAAAAAAGUUACAGAGUCAAGAAGGUUUGGAACCAUCACGCCAGAGGUGGUUUUUCGGUGGUAAAUUGCUAAGUGAUAAGAUGUAUGUUGAAGAAGCUAAAGUACAGCCGGGUUAUGUAAUACAAGUAAUUGUGAAUUCAGAAAAAAUGGAUAAUAGUCCUACCAAAAGUAGUUGAACUUUUACAUAAACACGGCAAAAGUACGUCAUGUUCCGUAAGCAAUCAAUAAUAGGCAUAUUUUUACGCUUGUUAACAAAACUUGUUAACCAUGUAUCAAAGUAAGAAUAUUAUAUUUUUUAAUUUUGUAUCAUAUAUAUAAUUGUGAGUAUCAUCAGAGAUAAAUUAUUUUAGGAUAAAUUGAACAUAACAAAAUUUUGUAUUUAACAAACAACUUUGCUAUUUAAUGAAAUCAUGGGUUAAGUGCAAUUAUAGUUUUCUUUCCUCAGUAUUGUAUAUUUAUCUAUAACUCAGCAUGUAUACAUUAUCUUUUGUAAUAUCGUAUAAAAAAUUUAGCCAAUACUAAGUACAGAACGAAAAAUUAUAU
Harpegnathos saltator (Jerdon's jumping ant) is the source of this 1263-nucleotide messenger RNA. RefSeq names its product ubiquitin domain-containing protein 1. The transcript has 4 exons. NCBI's taxonomy places the organism in Eukaryota, Metazoa, Arthropoda, Insecta, Hymenoptera, Formicidae. Gene Ontology annotation, molecular function: protein binding. The coding region runs from base 174 to 896 and encodes 240 amino acids. The record is from RefSeq and is a predicted model, not a curated record.